Molecule: messenger RNA, 2823 nt
Organism: Nerophis ophidion (straightnose pipefish)
Lineage: Eukaryota; Metazoa; Chordata; Actinopteri; Syngnathiformes; Syngnathidae
Gene: plekhg7
Product: pleckstrin homology domain containing, family G (with RhoGef domain) member 7
Exons: 17
Coding region: 469-2673 (734 amino acids)
Biological process (GO): Rho protein signal transduction
Molecular function (GO): guanyl-nucleotide exchange factor activity
Source: RefSeq, a predicted model, not a curated record
GUGAGUGAGUGAGUGUGCGUUCAAAGACACCAGUGAUGUUUCCAUGCAGGCGGUGCUCAGUCGCACCUUUCCCUCAGCUUGGCUAACUGGCUAACAAGCCCUCAUGUUGCCAUUCCACCUGCUUCUUCUUUAGUGGUGUUUGCCUACCGAACACACGCAGUCAUCCGGGUGAUACUUUCUGUUUUUAAAUCUCUUGGGAAUCUUCCGGGUUUUUUUUUUUUUAUUGGAGUGAUUUCGGGUUUCGUUUGGUACUAGCUGGGCAGCUGGGCAGCUGGGCAGCUGGACUCCCCCUCUUCCGCCAACUUUGCACUCAAAAUCAAAAUCCUGUGAGGUUAUUGGUGUGAAUGGGGUUGGAAUGCUGCAGGAUUAUCAUCCGACCUUUAAUCAGAAGAGGCAAAUGUGCAGCCAGACCACUAAACCGCAUGCUUUCUGAACGCGUUGCUGCUCUAAAAUGCCUUUGAGGCUAAAAUGUCUACAAUAAAGCAUGUUGUCCUGAAGGACAAUGAGCAGGAUGCUGAAAGAAAGAUGGACUGGGGUUACAUUGAAUGGAUGGAAAAUGAAGUUGCCCCAUCAGGUGUGGUAAAUGCAGAGACACAAACAGACGGCGGCGGGCCUUCUGAACACAAGGAGUGUCAAACCAGCAACCCGGUGAUAAUGCACAUUGAACUUACACGGACACGCUCCAAAUUGAGGCAUUCACCCUUGCUUGAUAAUGAUGGAAUGGUAGCGCCUUUUUUCCAGUUUGACCGGCAGGCUCCCGGUCGCAUCUCCACCUCUCCUACUUUGAGGAGGAUUAGGAGCACCCGGCGUCCCGUGUUGGACUGCUGGGAUCCUGCUGGGAUGGGGAGCACACAGGAAGACCCCUCAAAACCAAUCUCGUCAUCACCUUUACACAGAGUAAAGUCUCCUCUUGCAAUGAGCCCCCUCCUCUCCGAUGGGGGAAUCUGUCAUGAACAUCCGCCAAUUUCAUCCUUUGGCCCAGAGAGAACCAGAUCACAUAGAUCAAAGACGUUUGACAAUGGUACCGCUUCCAUAAAGCCAGAAUGUCGCAGUGCUCAUCCUACGAUUAUGAAAGAGUUUGGAUUUCCUGAUGGUGAAUUACAGGAGAGGGACCAUCGUCCUAACAGUCUACAGGAAAGAAGGCGGAGCUCUGUAGUGGUCAGCUUGCCUGGGUUGGAUGUUUCGCCAGGUGACUUGUUUGUAUCCAAUGGAGCGGCUGAUAUGUUAAACAACUCUAACUUCUCUGACACAAAGAAGUCAAAGUGGCCUUUCUCAAGGCGUAGCACGACUAAAGGGAAGUCUCAAAACGGCACGGUGUCAGAUAUUGAAAAAUAUCUCACCACAGCACAAAUUCAGGACUGGAGAAACUGUGACCUUCAUAAGUAUAAGGACUACUCCCUAGCAGAGUUCUUGCAGGACCAGUCCUCCCAGUGGAGCUGCACCUCUGACUCUAUGGCUUCCAAGAGACAAGAGGCCAUCUGGGAGCUCUUCACCAGCGAGUGUGUUUACUUCCUGGAUCAGCUUAUGGUUCUCAAAGAGGUGUUUUUGGCAACACUCUCAAACCUUCAGAUGAGGAAGUGCUUGGCUGAUAUUGACUCCUGGGGACUGUUUGCAAAUCUCAGUGAGCUUUGCUUGGUGAGCUUUGGUUUCUUGAGUGACCUCUUGCGUGCUAUGAAGAACCCGUUGGACAUCAACGGUAGUGGCGGGUCCACUUUGGUGCAACUACUGAGCAAAGCUUUUCAGGAGAGCAUAUGCCACUGCCUGCAGAAGUACUGCCUCAACUACUCUACAGCUUUGAUUUAUCUGGACAGCCUGAAGCCCAGAGAGGACUUUGGAUCUUAUGUCAAGUGGUGUGAACGACAUGAGCAGUGUCGCCGGCUACAACUGCGCGACUUACUGGUGGCACCGUUGCAGAGGCUUACCCGGUACCCGCUGCUACUACGGAACAUCGCAAGACGGUUUCAGACAGAGGAGAAAGGAAGGGAUGAUGUGCAGGCUGUAGCGGAACAAGUAGACAUGUCUAUAUGUGACCUGGAAGGAAAGGUAAAGUGGUUAGACAACUAUCAGAAAGUCAAACAGCUGAGAGACGCUCUGGUGUGGCUUCCUGUGUGGGAGCGAGACAAACGAGCCAUUAUCCCAGAGAACCUCAAGCAUCUGCUGAAGGAUGUCACCCUUGAGAAUCUGAUUUCUCACAGAAGUCUGCUGCAUGACGGCAAACUGGUGCGCGCAGAGAACUCAAAGCUCAUCGAUGUCUAUCUGUUCCUCUUCGAUGAGUUCCUGCUCAUCACCAAGCUAAAGAGGAACAAGAAGAGGUCCAUCGGUCCAGAACAGAAUCCCCUGAGGCUGCCACAGAACCAGGAACUGGAUCAGCUGCUGAAGGAAGGAUGCACCUUCACGGUUCUUGACCAGCCCGUUUCUUUGGACCGUCUCCAGCUCAGGAACAUUGAUCAGCUCAAUGCAUCAACGUCAGGGCUUCCUCAUUCCUUCAUAAUAAUGCACCGGAACCGCUACCAGCAGUGCAUCGGUGCUUUCAUCCUACAGGCUAGCUCAGAGGCUUCCAAGAGAGCGUGGAUUUCCAAGAUCGAGGACGCGGUGUCGAGCCUGCUGGAGCUGGACUCUCAGCAGCCUCGAGCCAACAGCGCCUCCCUGUGGUUGGAGUCUUCACAGAUCUGAGCCCGGCCUCCCUCACUAGUGGAAGAUGCACAACUUAACCUUCCUCACACGUCUCGACAAUGACUCCCCGAGCACUACACAGGUAGUUGUCGUUGAAGGGCUCUGCUACUCCUCUAGUGCGCUAUUAAAGAUCUGCUCAUUCAGGACAAA